AUGGCCUCUCCAGUGCUCACAACAGCUGAUGGCCAUAACACAGGCUCCAGCCUCUCUGGUCAGUAUGAUGCCUCACCACACUCAGACAGCCCAGAAAUUGCAGAGGAUCAAUCGCCGAUCAAUGAUGUCGCCGACGACCAGGGGCCAAAGCCACAGCCUCUGCAAAAGAGGCGGCGUGUAACCCGUGCAUGCGACGAGUGUCGACGCAAGAAAAUCAACACGUACGACCAACCGUCAAACCGUAGGCGAAAUGCAACCCCACAGUACAUUGAGGCUCUUGAGGGCCAAUUGAAGCGUGCCAAAGCUCUGUUGCACGUUGUGUUUCCGACCAUAGACCUGAACGAUCCUAGCAUUGACGCCCACCUCCAAAAUGGACUGCUCCCACAACUGCCUGUAGCAGCGCCGCGUCCGCCGGUGAUGCCCACUGACCCCCGCUUGUCGCACCACGCCAACCCACAGGUCGAGGCGGCGGAUGACUCCCACCUGGAGGCGAUGGUCAAAGCCACAGGUCAGCUAGAUCUGGACGAAGAGGGCAAUUGGGAUUAUCACGGCCAUUCUUCAGGGCUCAGCUUCAUGAGAGGAUUGCGACAAUUCGGAGACAUGUUUCAAGCGCCACCAGAUUCCUCACCGUCCCUCAAGCACCGUAAUAUGUCUGUAGAUCCUCCCUCGCCAUCCUCGCCACGAUCGCCAGCUGCACCCUCGACUGCGCUACCAUCUGGGACGGAGCUACCGAACAAAAAGGAAGCUAUCAGCUUGUGCGAGAACGCUAUCAUCGACGCUGGUGCAAUGCAGAGAGUUGUCCAUUUGCCAACCUUCUACAAGCAAUUGGAUCGCAUGUACGAGAUUCCUGCCGAAAGCUACACAAACGCGGAAAACAGCUUCCUGCCGCUAUUGUAUGCCGUGCUUGCGCUAGGCAAGCUGUUCUCACAAGGCGAGCACGAGGUGGACAAGUCAAACUAUGAGACAGUAGUCGACGAAGGUUUCCGGUAUUUUAAAGCUUCUCGUCAACUCCUCGACAUCACAGACUGCCGCGACCUGACGUCACUACAAGCCAUCGUUUUUAUGAUACAAUUCCUACAAUCUUCAGCCAAGCUCAGUACCUGUUACGCAUACAUUGGAGUUGCUCUUCGAUCAGCUUUGCGCAUGGGUCUGCAUCGGUCAUUCAACAGCAGCUUCAGUCCUAUCGAGGCUGAAACUCGCAAGCGCUUGUUUUGGGUCAUUCGACGAAUGGAUACAUACGUGGGCGCAAUGCUCGGGCUACCACGAUUUUUGGAGGAUGAGGACAUCGACCAAGACUUCCCAAUCGAAGUGGACGAUGAAUAUAUCACAGAGACUGAGAUCCUACCCAUGCCGGAGGGUACCAUCUCUGUGAUGUCCGCCUUCAACGCUCACACAAGGAUUGUGCAGGUACUCAGUAAGAUCUGCAGAUAUGUUUACCCUAUUAAGGGUACUCAGUCUGGCGGCAAGAACUCGGUAACAUACACAGUCAAGUACUCCAAGAUUCGCGAACUUGAGCAAGAUCUGGCGCAGUGGCUCGAUGAGCUGCCCAUGGCCCUCAAGCCUGGAGGCGAAGCACCACCCAUCAUCAUUAGAGUGCAACAACUGCUUCGCAUGGCUUUCGGUCAUGCCCAGCUUCUGCUGUAUCGCCCGUUCCUACACUACGUAUCAUCGACAUACAAAGACAACACGACCGACCAGCGAGCAUUCGCAUGCGCCUCAGCAUGCGUGAGCGUGUCGCGCAACAUCAUUCACAUCACCUCUGAGAUGAGGCGACGUGGCUUGCUGGCUGGAGCGUACUGGUUCUCCAUGUAUACCACGUUCUUCGCCAUUGUUUCAAUCUUGUACUUCGUCUUGGAGAACCCUAACAGUUCUACCAGCCUCGAGCUACUACGAGAUGCAGCAGAGGGUAAGGAAGUACUAGCGUACUUUGCUAAGAGGAGCAUGGCGGCCGAUAGGUGCAGCUCAGCACUCAACAGCAUGUUUGAGCGUCUUCCUGAAGCAGUCAAGCAAGGAAGAGAACUCCAUGAGUCUAGGAAGCGCCGCCAAGAUAGCUCACCACAGUCGCUGGGCUCCCGACCGCAACUUAUCGAAAGCGAUAUGACGAUGCCGCGCCGCGCCAGCACCUUCCCUGAGAGCCACCCUGAUUCCAAGCGCACUGCUCCUGGUCCCUCUCUGCCGAUUUCUCAGUCACACUACGCUAGUCUUGGAUUGGAUCCGUCUUUCAACUCACCAUCACCAUCAAACGCAGACUUCCUUGAAGCAGUACCUGGCCUCACGUCCACAUCUGCUAGCGCAAGUCUAGGACAGUUCGGUGCCCUACCAACUCGCCCUUCGUUCCCGCCUACGCCAUUGUCAAAUUCGUUCACAGAUCCCUUGGGUCUGAACGUUCCAAUCUCGGAUAUCUCGACUAUGAUGUUCCCUUCCGCCGAUCCUCUGGCCUACCCGAACCCGCCAAUGACCACAUUCGAAAACAAGCAUCCUCAAGCGUUCGACCGCAGGCUCGAAUCUCCGUCUGUGGUCGGUCCCACUUCUGGCAUCGAUAUGAAAUCUUAUUCCGCCAUAUUCGCUCCAAGCAGCAUGCCCACAGGUCCUCCACGUCGCCACGAAGGUGAAGCACAGCUCUUUGGCCCCAUGCCCAUGUACUUGAUGCAGGCUGCACAUGCCCAAAGAGGCCACCCGCUUCAAUCUGGCAGCCCCAGCAUGCACCACAUCCCAGGACAGAACAUGCAGUUUGAUGAACUACUUAAUCAAGAAGCGUGGGCGCAAUCGUUCAUGGAUCCUGGCAUGGAAAUGCCUAGCUCGAGGACGCCGUUUGGUGGAAAUACGCAGUUUCAGCCGCCUCAACCGGGGAUGGGUGGCUGGCGAUGA
Macroventuria anomochaeta is the source of this 2868-nucleotide messenger RNA. RefSeq lists its product as uncharacterized. Gene Ontology annotation, biological process: positive regulation of transcription by RNA polymerase II; DNA-templated transcription. The record is from RefSeq and is a predicted model, not a curated record. The transcript has 5 exons. Gene Ontology annotation, cellular component: nucleus. Gene Ontology annotation, molecular function: DNA-binding transcription factor activity, RNA polymerase II-specific; zinc ion binding; sequence-specific DNA binding. NCBI's taxonomy places the organism in Eukaryota, Fungi, Ascomycota, Dothideomycetes, Pleosporales, Didymellaceae. Bases 1 to 2868 code for a protein of 955 amino acids.